Messenger RNA from Hirundo rustica (Barn swallow), 1388 nucleotides. It is a transcript of the gene NR1I3, whose product is annotated as nuclear receptor subfamily 1 group I member 3. The record is from RefSeq and is a predicted model, not a curated record. Lineage: Eukaryota; Metazoa; Chordata; Aves; Passeriformes; Hirundinidae. Gene Ontology annotation, biological process: negative regulation of transcription by RNA polymerase II; positive regulation of transcription by RNA polymerase II; cell differentiation. Gene Ontology annotation, molecular function: RNA polymerase II cis-regulatory region sequence-specific DNA binding; nuclear receptor activity; zinc ion binding.
AUGGGGGAACACGAGGGGACAUGGAGGGGACACGAAGGGACACGGGAGGACACGGGGGCGCCCGGGGAGUGUGGGGACACCGAGGUGACCGUGAAGCCCCCCCAAGUGCCACCCUCCCGCUGUGGCCGUGUCCCUGCCGAGCCCCCCGGGCACCGAGCGCAGCCCCCGGGACCCCCCGCGUGGGACGCGGAGCCCGACGGGACAAAGUGUGCGCCGUGUGUGGGACAGGCCAGCGGGUACCACUUCCACGUCAUGAGCUGCGAGGGCUGCAAGGGCUUCUUCAGGCGCUCCGUCAUCAAAGGCGUGCGCUUCACGUGUCCCCUGGCGCGGCGCUGCCCUGUCACCAAGGCCAAGCGGCGACAGUGCCAGGCCUGUCGCCUGCAGAAGUGCCUGGACGUGGGCAUGAGGAGGGACAUGAUCAUGUCGGAGGAGGCGCUGGGGCGGCGGAGGGAGCUGCGGGGACAGCGGGGACAGCCCGGGGGACAGCGGGGACAGCCCGGGGGACAGCGGGGACUGACGGCCGAGCAGCAGGAGCUCAUCGCGCUCCUCAUCGCCGCGCACCGGCGCACCUUCGACUCCAGCUUCUCCCACGCCCGCUGUCCGCAGCCCGCCGUGCGCCUGUUCGUGCCCAGCCCGCCGGGCGCGGCUGGCACCGCCGAGCUGUCGCUGUCGCCGUCGCUGUCCCGCCGCGAGGAGGCGCUGCCGGACGCGCUGUCGCUGCUGCCGCAGUUCGCCGACCUGAGCACGUUCAUGAUCCAGCAGGUGAUCAAAUUCGCCAAGGAGAUCCCGGUCUUCAGGUCCUGCCGCGUGGACGCGCAGAUCUCGCUGCUGAAAGGGGCCACGCUGGGCAUCUGCCAGAUCCGCUUCAACACCGUCUUCACGCCGACACCAAGGCCUGGGGAGUGCGGCCAGCGCUGCUACACCAUCCGCGACGGGGCCGCAGCCGGCUUCCAGCAGAUCUACCUGGACGAGCCGCUGCUCAAGUUCCACCAGAGCCUGCGGCGGCUGCGGCUGCACGAGGCCGAGUACGCGCUGCUGCAGGCCAUGCUGCUCUUCUCGCCGGACCCACAGCGGGCAUCGCCCAGCGCGAGGUCAUCGACCAGUUCGCAGGAGGAGGUGGCGCUGACCCUGCAGAGCUACAUCGAGCACCAGCACGAUGCCCGCGGCGAGGGCAGGUUCCUGUACGCCAAGCUGCUGCUGCUGCUGACCGAGCUGCAGACGCUGAAGGCGGAGAACACGCGGCAGAUCCUGCACAUCCACGACCUGUCCGCCAUGACGCCGCUGCUCUCCGAGAUCAUCAGCUGAGCCCGGGCGCCGCUGUCACCUCCCCGGGUCCCCCAAUGCCACCCGCGGGCCCGCACAGGGCGCAGAGUAAAGCUCCUUUAUUC